AUGUGUAAUAUUCUUUUUACAGUGUAUUUUGAUGUUGGAGAUCCUGACAUAAAAUGUGAGUAUUGUUUGGCCUUUAUGUGGGCAAACGAAAGAGCGCGGAAGGAUGGAUCAUUGAAAAAUGCAAAGUUUUCAUUAUGCUGUAUGAAAGGCAAAGUUCAAAUUCCUACUCUUAAAAAUCCACCGAGAUUUUUGGAGGAUUUAUUGAGCAGGAAAGAUUCUAGGAGUAGAUAUUUUGUUGAAAAUAUACGUGCGUUUAACAUGAUGUUUGCAUUUACAUCAAUGAGAGGUCGAGUAGAUAAUACUGUUAACAAAGGUCGAGGGCCAUAUUGUUUUAGACUAGGAGGUCAAAAUUACCAUAGAAUUGGUAGUUUGUUGCCAACAGAAGGAAAUACAGCAAAGUUUCAACAAUUAUACAUCGUAGAUACUGAAAAUGAGAUUGAAAACAGAAAACGUGCUUUUAGGUAAUUUACAAUAAAUUAUUUUUUUAUUAUUAUAAUUUAUGUUU
This is a messenger RNA of Amaranthus tricolor (Joseph's coat), 505 nucleotides long. RefSeq lists its product as uncharacterized. The record is from RefSeq and is a predicted model, not a curated record. The transcript has a single exon. Bases 1 to 465 code for a protein of 154 amino acids. Lineage: Eukaryota; Viridiplantae; Streptophyta; Magnoliopsida; Caryophyllales; Amaranthaceae.